AUGAUACUAUAAUUCAAAUGUGAAAGAUUACAUUAUCUUCUUAAUACUCAUUAUGUUGUCAAUGUAUAUAAAGAUAAACUAACAAUUGGCAAAAAUGUAUGAGUUGAUUUUUAUACAUUUAAAAGGACCCUCCAAAGUAUGAGUACUAUUUUACAUUAUAAAAUGUAUUACAUUGGUAUGUAGAUGGACUCAAAAUCUAGGCCUUUGGUAUCUAACACAAUGAUGUUAUCAAGUUUUUUAAAGCCAAUCACAAAGAUCUAGAAUUGUUAAGAAAUAUAAGUAGAAACCUAAUCUAUUUUGAUAAUCUUAUAGAAUUGUAUAAACAAAUUGAUAUAGAUGAUUCUUCCAAAAUAUUGGAUUAAUUGUCUCAUCAAACUUAUACAUUAAAAUGCUUAAACUAUGCGUAGUUAGAAAGACAAGUUUCACUACUUAGAGGUUUGAAUCAUCCAAGCAUUCUUUCAAUUAGAGAGUGCUUCGAGCAUAAUAAUUAAUAUUACAUUGUCACAGAAUUCCUUGGUGGAAUUAACUUGGAGAAUUUCAUUACCAAAAAUCAAAAGCUUAGUCAUCUGCAAUGCUAAUCAAUUAUUACAGUAAGUCUUAAAGUCUGA
Molecule: messenger RNA, 608 nt
Organism: Paramecium primaurelia
Lineage: Eukaryota; Ciliophora; Oligohymenophorea; Peniculida; Parameciidae
Source: the annotation of a GenBank genome assembly